AUCCAGGAGCCGGAGAGGGUUUGCUGGAUCGUGGACUUAUCCAGCCGGUGGUGCCACCAUGACGAAACUCCUGCGAUGGCUGUUGACUCUCGCCCUCCUAAGCACCACCUGGGCAACUCUCGCUCUGGACCUUUUGGGGCUGGAUUUGCUGCCCCCAACCUGGUACCAGGUCCUCUGGCCGCUCCCCAUCUACCUGCUCGUGACCUUUGGCUGCUAUGCCCUGGGGAUCAUUGGGUAUCGCCUGGCCACCUUCAACGACUGUGAAGAGGCAUCACAGGAGCUCCAAGCCCAGAUCCGAGAGGCCCGGGAUGACCUCACUCGGCAUGGACUGAAGUUCUGAACUGGCCUGCUGCGGGACUGGGCACCACGGCCCAGCCAGAAAGACAUGCCAUCCGGACCAAUAAAAAGGCCCAAAGAAUAGGAGACUUGACCUUGCAGCUGGCUUCCCCCCAUCCAGUUCAUUUGUAUGCUGCUUCUUUGGAAGGACUUCUGCCCCGAACAGCGACCAAGAAAUAUUUUUUAAAAAUAAAAGGUUAAAUAAAUAAGCCAUCCUCAGGUCAGAGGCUGGUGGUGCUCUCUCUGA
Varanus komodoensis (Komodo dragon) is the source of this 583-nucleotide messenger RNA. It is a transcript of the gene DPM3, whose product is annotated as dolichyl-phosphate mannosyltransferase subunit 3, regulatory. Bases 59 to 340 code for a protein of 93 amino acids. Lineage: Eukaryota; Metazoa; Chordata; Lepidosauria; Squamata; Varanidae. The transcript is spliced from 2 exons. Gene Ontology annotation, biological process: GPI anchor biosynthetic process. The record is from RefSeq and is a predicted model, not a curated record. Gene Ontology annotation, cellular component: dolichol-phosphate-mannose synthase complex; endoplasmic reticulum membrane.